Messenger RNA from Etheostoma spectabile (orangethroat darter), 3832 nucleotides. RefSeq names its product ASXL transcriptional regulator 2 (gene asxl2). The coding region runs from base 146 to 3745 and encodes 1199 amino acids. Gene Ontology annotation, biological process: animal organ morphogenesis; positive regulation of transcription by RNA polymerase II. Gene Ontology annotation, cellular component: PR-DUB complex. The transcript has 13 exons. Gene Ontology annotation, molecular function: chromatin binding; peroxisome proliferator activated receptor binding; DNA binding. The record is from RefSeq and is a predicted model, not a curated record. Lineage: Eukaryota; Metazoa; Chordata; Actinopteri; Perciformes; Percidae.
UACAGUAAGGUGACGUUUCCUUCGGAGUCACAUGACUCUACAGUAAGUCCAACAUGGCAGACGGAGUGGAUCUUACGCGGUAACUAAAGCAACAUUUCAACUGGAACAGACUAAUUCAACACUACUCUGCAACAAGACAUCCACAAUGAGGGAGAGACAGAAGAAAAAGAAGGGGAGGACGUGGGCGGAAGCCGCCAAAACGGUUUUGGAGAAAUACCCUAAUACGCCCAUGAGCCAUAAAGAGAUCUUGCAGGUGAUUCAGAGAGAAAGGCUUAAGGAAAUAAGAAGUGGAACCUCGCCACUGGCAUGUCUGAACGCAAUGCUGCACACAAACUCUCGUGGUGAGGAGGGGAUCUUCUACAAAGUUCCAGGCAGAAUGGGGGUCUACACAUUAAAGAAGGACUUCUCAGUUGUGGCGAAGGAGCUGUCUGAGGAGAGCUCUGAGGAGAGCAGUGACAAUCUUUCUGACUCCCAAAGCACAGAAAACAACAGCAGCGCCGUCGCAGGAGAGGGCCGGACAGGAAGGUGGAUGCGAAGAGUUCCCUCCAUGCUGCAGUCACAGCCGUCUUCUCCGCAGCCUCGAUGCUCGUCGCCUUCUGUCCCCACCGGUAAACUCAUCUCUUCCUCGCAGAAACACAGCAAGAAAGCAUUGAAACAGGCCUUGAAGCAGCAGCAACAGAGAAACCAGCGCAGACAGGGGGGGAUGCCAACCACCUCCAGUCCUAGACUGCUUCUGAAAACCAUCAAAGAUAUGGCUGACAACAUCACUACAAAGACUGACCUAUGCCACCCAGUUGUUCCCAGGAAGGGUCCUCCGAGGUCAGGCCGCCUUAAUGCAGGGCAGCUGAAACGUACCAAGUGUAAUAUAGAUGUGGAAACACCCGACUCUAUAUUGGUAAACACUAACUUGCGGGCGAUCAUCAACAAGCACACCUUCUCGGUCCUGCCCCCGGACUGCCAACAGAGACUUCUCAAACUCCUGCCUGAAGUUGACCGGCAGGCUUGCAUGGAUGGCCUUCUGAAGGUGACUAGUUCUGCUUUGAACAAUGAGUUCUUCACAUCAGCAGCUCAGUCUUGGAAGGAGAGACUGUCUGAGGGGGAAUUCACUCCUGAGUUGCAGCUACGAAUGCGCCAAGAAAUAGAGAAGGAAAAGAGAGUAGAACACUGGAAGGAGGCCUUCUUUGAAAACUAUUAUGGUGAAAACUCUGGGCUCAGCUUUGAGGAAUCCAAAGAGCUGACAGAGGCUGAUAUGAAUCAGGAGUCUGCCAGACCCCAGUCCCCCCCUCAUCAGACAGGACCUGCUGCUCAAGCACCAGAGGAUCCCAAGGGCUCAAAGGACAGCAGCCAGACUGAUGCUGCAACCGCUGUGAAAGACAUGAAGCCAACAAAGGAACUUCUGAAGGUGCAGCCUGCUCAGAGAGAGCCAGUCUCCACCACAGAGCCCAUGAAGACACGGCGCUCACAGUACGCUGAGGAUCGUAAGUUAAACACAACAGCACAUUCUGGGCCAGCACCUGCAGUGAAAACAGUGGAGGUUGAAGGGCCGACCGAACGGGUCCCAGUAGGUACACUGCCUGAAAAGGAGCAUAAAGAGGAAGUGAAGGAGGAGAAAACUAAACUUCCCCAGUCGCCUGUGAAGAAGAGCGGCCCACAAAAGGAUAGUUUAGAGCUAAAAGAGGAUCAGCCGGUGUCUGUGGUUAAGCCCGCUGAGGAGAGCAAAGAGGUCAACCCUGAGCCCAGUGGCCCCUCAGAGCCGCUAAAAAGAAAAUCUCUCAGUGAGAUUGGGGAUGAAUUGACACCAGAGAAAAGGCCCCGUAUGUCCUCAAUUUCCUCAGUGUCCUCAGUCUCCUCUGUAUCUCCUCCAGCGUCAUCCGUAUCCAGCCCUGCUACACCAACUUCAACAACAAAUCAGAGGGUUCCACCACUCAAGAUCCCAGUGUCCCGGAUUCUUCCCAUUCCUUUGUCACCUAGCCAACUCUCUCCCAGGACUCCCCUCCCGGCCCCCCUUAGCAGCCCAGGUCGUACUGGUGCUCGCACUUUGGCUGACAUCAAAGCCAAAGCUCAGCUUGCACGAGCGCAGCGAGCAGCGGCUGCCGCAGUAUCAUCCGCGUCGAAAGGAGCGGUGCCAGGCCCAGGGCCAGGGGGAGGCAGUGGUGAGCAGACCCAGCCCUCACCCAGCCCCAGCCCAACAUCCCCACAGGCAUCAACCAGGUUACCAGCCUCCAGCAGCAGCGGUCAGACCAGUACUCCUCCUCCUCGCCCACUGGACUCUUUUAGCCAGUUAAGCCCAAACCGGUUUCAAACAUCUUACUCAAGCAAAACUGAUGAUAAAAACAAAGGUCAUUCUGCUGGUACUGUCAGUGCGCCCAACAGCAUUCAAAUGCAACCCACUCAGCCAUCUGUGCACGCUCUCAUGGGACAAGAAAGCCCAUCACUUGCUAUAUCAUCAACCAAGAUCAGCUCCUGUAUCCCUGCAAAUAACCCACUGGUCACUCAGCUUCUGCAGGGUAAAGAGGUUCCAUUGGAGCAGAUCCUCCCAAAACCGCUAUCCAAGGUGGAAGUGAAGAUGUCAAAUGUACCCUCUGGUAGUAAGGGGAAGACACCACACUCUGCUGAGCACAGGUCUGAUAAGGAGAUGGCCCGCCAGUUCAAUACAGCAGGACACACAGAGGUUUUCUCAGAGUACCCAAGACAUCACAGGGAACUUCCUGAUGAGGAGACUCAGGAGCAGAUCCUCCAGGCUCUGAUUCAGAGGAAAGGCCAGCAGAGUCAGCCUUAUGGUGGUCUGGGGCCUCAGCAACCUCAAUACAAAGUCUAUCAGCUAGUGCACGCAGAAGAGCAUCAGGACCAAUCCAGGAUUUCUGUAGGAUUUCUGGGUCGUAAGAGGAUGCCCAGGCCUGCCAUGACAGGUCAUUACCUGCUUAAUGUGUCCACAUAUGGCCGAGGACCAGAGAGCAAGAGACUGCACCAGUCUGUCAUCCCAAACACGUCUCUAUCCAGUUUAAAAAGGGAAAGCACAGAAGGAGAGGAGGCGGCCAAGGAUAAAGAACCAGCCAACAAAUGCUUUUUUCCUGCUUCUGAGGUAAAAACAGAGCAGCAUGGAUGCUCAGUGACCAAGUCUGACGAAGCAACGAGCAUUCAGCAUUGCACCAAUGUAAAGACGGAACCUGGGUCAGAGGAUAGUGCAGUCGGUGCCGAUAACAACAGCACCAGUGGGACAGCUAAAGAAGACACCAGCCCUUUUUCUCAGUCACAACGAAGGCACCUCGAACUCUGCAAUAGUAACCAAGGAAACUCCGAGCCAUAUCUUAACCAAGUGGACCCCAGUUACCAGCGACAGUCUGCCUUUCAAACCCAGAGAACACUCGAUAAUCAGGAAGUCAUGGCAGCAUCAUGCUACGGUGGCACUAUCAGCAUGUCUGUACCUAACACUUUGAACCGCAGCACUGCAGGCAUCUGCUCCCCCACAGCCUCAUCAGAGGCCGGCGGCGGUGUCCACGGGAGCGUCAUGUCUUUCUCAGUGACCGUCACCACCAUACCUGCCGGUCACUCGUUAGGCCACAGCAACCAGGACGAUCCCUCACCUGAGCAGUCGUUCAUCGAAGGCUCCAACAUGGAGGACGUCCAGUCUAAAUGCUACUGCAGACUGAAGGCCAUGAUCAUGUGCAAAGGAUGCGGAGCCUUUUGCCACGAUGACUGCAUCGGGCCCUCGAAACUCUGCGUGUCAUGUUUAGUUGUUCGAUGAUAUGAAAUGAAUAAUAAUAAUUAGAAGAUACAGUAUCACGGUUUGAUUUGUACUGAAGCAAGACCCGAAGCAGAAGCAGGUCAUUCA